AUGAUAGCAAGUAAACUAUUUAGGAAGGAAAAGGAAAAUGGAUUGAGGACAGUGAAAGAGGUGAAGUUGAUAAGCGCAGGGAAAGUUUUGGAAAACAACAAGACGGUUAAAGACUACCGAAGCCCUGUAUCUACUCUCGUAGACGCUGUCACCACAAUGCAUGUCAUCAUCCAAGCUCUGCUUACUGAAAAAGAAAAGAAGCCUAAAGAUGGUGAUCCUAAGAUGAACAAAUGUGUUUGUUCAAUCAUGUAA
Molecule: messenger RNA, 252 nt
Organism: Eruca vesicaria subsp. sativa (arugula)
Lineage: Eukaryota; Viridiplantae; Streptophyta; Magnoliopsida; Brassicales; Brassicaceae
Source: the annotation of a GenBank genome assembly